CCCAAUGAGGAGACGCGUUUGACACGCCGCGCACGCAACGUGCCGGCGGCCAAUCAGGCUUCAGGAGGGUAGAUUUGAAAGGCGAAGGUUCUUACUUUGUGGUGAGACGCUGAAGAGGAAACAACGAGCUGUAGGUAAAGAAGGAAAGAGAAGAGCAGAUCCAGACUUGACCCGGUUACACUGAAUGUCAGAGUCCUUCAGGACUUAGACCCUAAAACAGCAGGAAUCUUGGAUUAUUUUUGGCUAGGUGCUGGACACCGCAGCCAUUUUUCUUCCCCUUCUUAAGAAUCUGCUAAUUAGAAGCAGAAGAAAAUUAUCCAUCAACAUCUGGGAUGGCAAAUAAGGAGAAUGUGAGCAGCAUCUACAGUAGCCUCUCUAAAUACCACAACAGCAGCCUGACAGGCGCUCAACGGAUUCCCUGUAAGGAUAACAGUGCCAUAUCUAGUACUCCUUCUGGGUCGCUUUUGAUGCAAAGAGCUAUUACCAACACCGUGAAGCCCACUCUCAGGACCCCAACUGCCCAGAACCCACCUGCUCCAGGCAGGGUGCCUAUUGAGCCUGAUUCUGCUGCCGCUUUAGCGCAAGAAGAGUCUGAGACAAUGCGGGAGUUCACCAUUAACGACUUUGAGAUUGGAAGGCCGCUGGGCAAAGGGAAGUUUGGCAAUGUCUACCUGGCCCGGUUGAAAGAAUCUAAUUAUAUUGUGGCUCUCAAGGUGCUCUUCAAAUCCCACAUUGAGAAAGAUGGCGUGGAGCAUCAGUUGCGCCGGGAGAUUGAGAUCCAGUGUCAUCUCAGUCACCCCAAUAUCUUGCGCCUCUAUAACUACUUCCAUGACCGCAAGCGAGUGUACCUGAUUCUGGAAUAUGCCCCUCGAGGGGAGCUCUACAAAGAACUGCAGAAACACAAGCGCUUCGACGAGAAGAGGACUGCUACAUACAUGGAAGAGUUGGCCGAUGCCCUCCAGUACUGCCAUAGUAAGAAGGUGAUCCACAGGGACAUCAAACCAGAGAAUUUGUUGAUGGGGCUCAAAGGGGAACUGAAGAUUGCUGACUUCGGCUGGUCUGUCCAUGCCCCCUCCCUCAGGAGGAAGACCAUGUGUGGCACUCUGGACUACCUGCCCCCCGAGAUGGUAGAAGGCCGUGCCCACGAUGAGAAGGUUGAUCACUGGUGCAUUGGGAUUCUGUGUUAUGAGUUGCUGGUGGGCCACCCACCCUUUGAGAGUGGCUCUAACAUGGAAACCUAUAGCCGCAUCGUCAAGGUGGAUCUCAAGUUCCCACCGUUUAUGACAGAAGGCUCCCGGGACCUGAUUUCGAAACUGCUGCGCCACAACCCGUCCGAACGGCUCUCCAUGCGGGGGGUGAUGGAGCACCCUUGGGUCAAAGCCAACUCCAAGCGAGUGCUGCCCCCCGUUUUUGCCGAAGCUGUUUCCUCAUAAAGACACUCAAGGUGUUUUUUCUCAGGCAAGCUCUGCUCCCAGAAAUAUUCUGUAAGAUCAAGGAGAAAGGUUUACAGUUUGUUUCUGCUGGCUGGGAAUGUCAUUCUCAAGCCACAAACCCUCUGGACUGUUGUUGUCCAGAAUGAUUCAGUGACCCGCUUCAUAUUGAAAAUGGGUGACUAUCAGUAAAAUCUUCAGGCCACAUUCAUUUUUCCUUCCAGUAGUAGUUCUGUAUUUCAAUAUUUUGGUUGUAGAAUAAGCAUUUUUCUAUAUAUCUCCUUACGUUGUUUUGCAGUUUUAAUAAACUUUGUGUAAAUAAGAUUUUGCAUACUA
Anolis carolinensis (green anole) is the source of this 1766-nucleotide messenger RNA. Its product is annotated as aurora kinase C. Gene Ontology annotation, cellular component: spindle microtubule; spindle midzone; spindle pole centrosome. Lineage: Eukaryota; Metazoa; Chordata; Lepidosauria; Squamata; Anolidae. The transcript is spliced from 9 exons. The coding region runs from base 333 to 1433 and encodes 366 amino acids. Gene Ontology annotation, biological process: protein phosphorylation; regulation of cytokinesis; mitotic spindle organization. The record is from RefSeq and is a predicted model, not a curated record. Gene Ontology annotation, molecular function: protein kinase activity; ATP binding.